UCAGGAAGUAAGCGUUUUUAACUGUGGGUCUGCUGCUUAUCCCCUCGACCGCGUUUGUGUGUGUGUGUGUGUCUGUGUGUCUGUGUGUGUGUGUGAGAAUGUCUGCGUAAGUGUUUGUGUAUGUAUGCGUGUGCGUUGAUAAGCCUUAGCCUUACAAUGACUGUCUUAUCGCAAAAACUCCAAUAAAUCACUUAUGGACUACAUCCUACAGCUACAGCAUGGGAUCCAGACUCAAAGAAAACCCAGAGAAGACGUUUUACUGGUUCUUUCAAGCCUCAUGUCCAAUCGCCAGGGACAAAGAUCCAGGCGUGCUGUUUCAGUUCCCGGAGGACUUCAGUGAUGAGGAGUGUCUGCAGUCACUUCCUCGUUUCUGCUUCCCAUAUGACAUAGGGAGGGUGAGGGAUGGAGUGGCUGUCCAGCACUUCACCUUCGUGUUGACUGAUCUGGAAGGAUGUCAGCGAUUCGGUUUCUGCAGACUCACCUCCAGCUCCCAGACCUGCCUCUGCAUCCUGAGUUACCUGCCCUGGUUCGAGGUCUUUUACAAACUGUUGAACAACCUGGCAGAUUAUGUGACAAAAGGCCAGACAAAAGAAAUGCUAGAUUUACUGACGGCACUUUAUAAACACCCUGUGCCAUCGGCUAAUGGCUCUGUCACUCUACAGCUGGGAGAACAGCUACAAAUUGGGAGUGAGGUGCCAUUCAUCUGUGGCCACACCCCCUCCUCAAUGAGUAAAGGGUCAGGGAUCCCGUAUUUUAUAGCUCCUGAUCCAAAGGCUUUACCAUCCAUACCAGAAAGUAGGAACCUGACGGAGCUCGUCGUGGCUGUAGACGUGGGGAACCUGCUGCAACUGUAUGCUAGCAUGUUGUUUGAGAGACGCAUCCUCAUCUGCUGCAGUAAACUCAGCACGCUGACGGCGUGUGUGCAUGCAUGUAGCGGCAUGCUCCUCCCCAUGUACUGGCAACACAUCUUCAUACCGGUCCUGCCCCCACACCUCCUCGACUACUGCUGCGCUCCGAUGCCGUACCUUAUUGGAGUUCAUUCCAGUCUAAUAGAGAGAGUGAGGAGUCGUGCUCUGGAGGACGUGGUCAUUCUGAACGUGGACACCAACACUAUGGAGUCUCCUCACGAUGACCUCAAGAAGCUCCCAUCAGACGUGGUCACAGCUCUCAAAGUGCGUCUGAAGCGUCAGUCGACGUCUCCAGGUGCUGGUGUGGCUCGGGCGUUUCUCAGAGCUCAGGCUCUGCUGUUUGGAGGCUACAGAGACGCCUUAGUCUACUCUACUGGAGGACCCGUGGCAUUCAGUGAAGACCUGUUCCUCACCCACAAAUCUCAAAGCAUGAAGCAGUUCCUCGAGAGUGCUGUUCACCUGCAGUUCUUCAAGCAGUUUAUUGACUGGCGUCUGGAGAUGCUGAACCAGGGCAAAGAACCAGACGAUCUGUUUGAGGAGGAAAUACUGCAGUGUGGAGCGUCAUCAGGCGGCUCCAAAUCGUACCAGCAGUGGGUGGGCAACCUGAAGAAAGGAGGAGGUGCUCUGCUCCUGACUGUGAAGUCUAAGGCUCAAAUGUGCAAAUCUGUCACACAUCAGAGCAGGCUUGGACUGAAGAACCUUAUUUCAUCAAAGGAGCAGAAGGACUCUCACUCUAUCCAGAGGGGCGGUUCUGUAUGUGGCACACAUACAUAUCGCCUCAUCCAAUCAGAUUGCCUUCAGAACCGACUGCCAAUCACACAGCAUUUCGGGAAGUCCCGGCCUCGGAGGCCUAUGCGCAAGAACACCAGCCCGCAAUUGGAGGAGCUGCCACAAGACAACAGCAGCUAUGGAGAGGAGAGUCAAAUAGAGUCAGUCUCCAGUGCUGGUGACCUCCAAGAUGACCCUGACCUGUCUGUGCUUCCUGACCCAGAGGAGAUGGACCUUCUGGGGGAAAUUUUUGACACACUGAGCGCACAGAGCUCCAGAGAGCCUGGGCUGCUGUACAGCACACGUAGCCUGGACCUCUUCAACUCUGACUGCACUGAUUUCAUCACCAGAAGGAGCUUGACCACGCCCAGUCAGGAGAGCUUGAACCUUUCCAUUGGUAACAGUGGCAGUCUGAUGAGCUGGGAGGAGGGGCUUGAGGAGGGGCCUGACAUGGAGGGGGAGGGGUCUGAGGCAGCUACUGAUCAAUCAGAAAGGGAUGAGUUUGGAGCGAGGCCAUCAGGGAAGGAGUCGUGUAUGGAUCUCGGAAGGUUGGUGGAUGAUCUCACUGAUCUUGGGGAGGAGCUUAAAGAGGAACUAGUUGAUCUUCAGCCAGCUCAAGAUGCAAAAUGGGCAGAACAAUCUGGGCAGGGUGGUGAUACAAGGGAAAAGGAAAGCACAAAUGGAAACAAUGAUGAUCAAAAAGAAAACAGUGACCAACAACCCGAGGAGAAUGACCUGGAUGCUCCAGUCAAUGACUCUCCAAAGGAAGUAACCGAGGCAUCUUUAGAACCUCAACAGGAACAUGAAGCAACUGAGCCCUCUUUAGAAGCCCAGCAGGAACAUAAAGUAAUGAUGGCUUCUAUAGAAUCACAACAGGAACAUGAGGCAACUAAGCCUUCAUUAGAACCCCAACCUGGAUCAAACAUCUUCAUCAAUGAACCAUGCCCAGAUAAGAGAAGUGAAGAAGACCAGAAGCAGGAAGAAAAGCAUCCCAUUCCUAAUGUGCUUUCAGCUGUGGCUCUGUUCCAAUCCAAAGCCUCACAGUCCAGGGAUCCUGCCGAGGCCACCAGGCCUGAAAACAGCCCAAAAGGUCUGGAUACAUCUCUGAAGACUUCCCCUAGAGGACCUCGGAAAAUCCAGUCUUCUUCCAACAGGCCUAUCUUGAGUCCGAAAGGCGAGGACCAGAUCGUAAAAUCGCCCAUUGAUUCACCAGCUGAAGACCAAGACCUGCCCCCCAUUAAAGUGUCUGAACUGAAAAAGAGGUUUGAACAAUGACCACUAGGUGUGGAAAUGGAUGAGGGCACUCUAAAUUCUGGACAUUCUUAUCUCACACCAGUUUCUGAAGCCUGUAGUGACCAACAAGACAGAUUCAAAAUGCUUUUACACAGUUUUUAUGUAAUUUAAAAGAUUUACACUGAGUUGCCAGGUCCAUCUAUUUUAUUAAUGAAGUCACUGCCGAUUUUAUCAGAAAGAUCUACCAUAUACAGAACUGUGCAAGUCAAAGACCCUUUAUUUAUUUGAUUUCCAGUCAAAACAGCCAUUAAGUUGAGACAGUUUUGGUGUCUACCAGGUCUUCCAGGUGAUUGUUAGGAGUGACAUUUUCUCUGUAGCUUUCAUUUCAAUCAUUUUAUUAACUCACGUAUCUACUGCCCUCAGAAAUAUCCCUUGAAAAUGACAUAUUUGUAAUUCAUGGCUGUUUGGAUUGGAUAUCAAUGAAGGAUGCACUCAGUACUGUAACUGUUCAGUUAGCAACUAUUGCCCAUCUAUUGUGUUUCACAAACCACCACAGGGUCCCCACUGGCCAGAUAUUAUUUGGGUGGUGAACCAUUCACAGCGUAGCCGUGCCACUGACACUGUUUUGCUGAGUUGGUGUCAUUGCUUGGUUGAAGGUGGACCACCAGUCAAAAAUAUCCAGCCAGGAGUUGCUAUGUGGUCAGAAAUUGAUGUAAAGCAAGAAAGAAAUUCAGGUGGUGGACCUACAAAAAAGUUUCUGAUAAAGUGGCCAGUAAGUGUAUACAUGACUAAAACAUUUCCGGAAAGCAUCACACUGUUAAUAUGUUACCUAUUAGUGUAGAUUGAAUGCGAUACUCACUUUCUCCUCACAAUGCUCCCUCUGUUUAUGUGCAGUUUGCAAAACUGGACCUCAAACUCACUGAAACUGGACUUAUCGGGCAUUCGGAGUGUAAAGGAAUUUACUUUUUUGUUCAUUUUUAAAACAACAUAUUUGUAAUACAUUAAAGUUUUUUUGUCACUUAUUCUAA
Pygocentrus nattereri (red-bellied piranha) is the source of this 3937-nucleotide messenger RNA. It is a transcript of the gene dennd1c, whose product is annotated as DENN domain-containing protein 1B. Lineage: Eukaryota; Metazoa; Chordata; Actinopteri; Characiformes; Serrasalmidae. Gene Ontology annotation, biological process: endocytosis; endocytic recycling. The transcript is spliced from 23 exons. Gene Ontology annotation, cellular component: cytosol; intracellular membrane-bounded organelle. Gene Ontology annotation, molecular function: phosphatidylinositol phosphate binding; guanyl-nucleotide exchange factor activity. The coding region runs from base 219 to 2951 and encodes 910 amino acids. The record is from RefSeq and is a predicted model, not a curated record.